UGAAGGCUUCGCAAAUGCCUCUCGUUCGGAACCGUACCACCAUUCUUCGGUUUCUUCUCCUGCUGCUACGUGCAGGGGUCUUUGAACCUCGACGGCGUGUCCCUCCUGCUCUUCGGCCCACGGCACCACGAGAGCACCUCGGGAUUACACAACAAUCGCACCGGUAGACCGCGACAUCCUAGUGCCUCUCGACCAUCAUGCGGUCGUACCACGUAAUACGCGUCCAAACUACCCCCGACUCGCCAAUUUCCUCCUCUUCCUCUGGUGUCCGUGUGCUUCCUCGGUGCAAUUAGACCCCAAGGGGUCUUCCCAGGGCAACGCUCCAACCCCUAGUGGUGAUCAAAUAACGCCCACCCUACCCCCAGUUCUGGUGUUCGUGUGCUCCCUCAGUGCAAUUAAGACUCCAACCCAGAUAGUGGUGAUAAAUUAAUGCCGAAUUUGUCGCGAGAGGGGUGGCUGAAGAAACGAUGGCCCCCCGAAGUGGUAGUGUUCGCGACCGGUGGUAGGAUCCGUCAGUAUGGACGUAUACAAAAUCGAGCAAACGCUGAGUGGUCCGCUAGGUGGUGCGCCCUCCCCCGACAAAAUCACCCCCGAGGUAACCUUCGACGCAGGCAGUGAGUUUAAUUUGUGUUUUUUCGAUAGCGCCGAGGAUAACAGCGCCGCCCAGGGUGGAUUUAGUGAUCCCGGUUCGGUCGAGUCCUCGCCCACGGCGGGGGAGUCUUCGCCGCAGCCGCCUCAGCCCCCGGUGCUGGUGCACCUCGCCCCCAUCCAUAUUCAGCCGCCGCCCCUUCAGUUGACCACGAGUGACUUGGGGGGUUGUAACGCUUUGGUGAUUUCGCAGCAGCAGCAGCAGCCGGAGACGCCCCCUGGCGGGGCUGUGGUCAAGCAAGAACAGAGCAACUACGUGGCGGCAGAUUCAAACAGCUCAAGCACGACGAAGACGUUCGUUCCAUGUAAGGUUUGCGGAGAUAAGGCUUCAGGUUACCACUACGGGGUCACUUCAUGUGAAGGCUGCAAAGGAUUUUUUCGUCGUUCGAUCCAGAAACAAAUCGAGUACCGGUGCCUGCGGGACGGCAAGUGCCUCGUGAUAAGACUGAACCGGAACCGAUGCCAGUACUGCAGGUUCAAAAAAUGCCUGGCAGUCGGAAUGUCUAGGGAUUCCGUACGAUACGGGAGAGUACCGAAACGAUCCAGAGAAAGAAGCCUGGAGGAUAACCCGUCGAGGGUUUCUACGACUGCGCCAGACGUCGUGAGCGUCAGUCCGUCGCCAACUGCGAGCGAGCCCGCCACCCCCUCUCCCACCAUGACGACCGUCUCCACGCCACCCCUAAUCGUUAUCGAUAGCGAGCUCAAACACACCCCCAUGUACGAUAUCAUUUUGGGGGUAGCUCAAGCGCAUCACACGAACUGCAACUACACCGAAGAGAAAAUGCGCAAUCUCCAGAAGAAGACGCUGGUGCCUCCCCAGAGGUACAGGCUAGACGAGGACGACGAUAUCACCACAGAUGGGGAGGACGACGCAGUCGCAUCUUCGACGGCGGAAACCUUGGACCUUGACAGGGGUUGGUUAUGGCAGCAAUUCGCCACCUGUAUGACGCCGAGCGUGCAAAGGGUGGUGGAGUUCGCGAAACGCAUCCCCGGGUUCGGGAGUUUGGGCCAGGACGACCAACUGAUCCUGAUCAAAUUGGGGUUUUUCGAGGUGUGGCUCGCACACAUCGCCAAGUACACCAAUCUGCAGGGGAUGCUCUUCGACGAUGGAACUUUGGUCACGCAUACGCAGCUUGAAGUCAUGUAUGACACGGAGUUCGUGGCAUCCCUAAUGCAUUUCGCCAACACCUUCAACUCCCUGGCCUUGAACGACACCGAGGUGGGUCUGUUUUCCGCCAUUGUCCUCCUCACGGCCGACCGGUCUGGAGUUACGGAUAUAAAGACCAUCGAGCAUCACAAGGAGAAGUUGAUCGAAGCUCUGAAAGCUCAGGUGAACAGGAACCACGCGAACGACAUGCAAGUCUUCUCGCACCUCCUGAUAAAACUGCUCGAAUUAAGAAACUUGGGGUUGAAACACAACAACCACCUGGAGUGGUUCAGGGAGCACUGGCAGCAGCUGACGCUACCGCCAUUGUUCGCGGAAAUCUUUGACAUUCCGAAGUCUGAGGACGAUCUACAGUGAUGAAAUGUGAUUUUUUUUGUUUGGCGAGUUGACAAAUCUUAAGGUGCAUCAGUAAUAAUUUGCUAGCGCUAUAAUAAGUUAAGAAACAGAAAGUGCAGAAAUUUCGAACGUUCGACAGGGUCCCAGAGAAUUUAUAACGUUUAAACUGGCAGAAUAAGACUUUUUUCACAUUGUUUUAGUCGUAGAGCGUGACAUACAUAUCAUUCCUAUCAAAUAACACGUUUGUUUUCCUUGUUUGUUUCGGGGGUGUAAAUUAGAUUUAUUUAUAAACCGGACCGUCGAGGCUAUCCGGGCUCCGUUUUAGGAGUAUUAGCGUUUAGUAUUAAAGAUAAAUGCUCAACACGAGGUUAAAAUGUUUAGGUGUAAACCCUUUCUGAUAUUAGCGUUAAAACUUAUCGUUAGAUCUACCAGUGUACCUAUAAUAUCAGUAUCAAUAUCAGUGUUUUACAAUAGCUCUCUAUAACGCUUAAGACAAUAUAGGGUAUAAUAGGUAACGCGUAUAACGGUUUAUAUUAGUGCUUUUCCUUUAAAUGGGGGAUUCCCAUGCUGCGCACCGACACAGUACCAUCGCAAGUCGGCAACAUCAAAGGCUACUGCACACGAGAAUGAUCCACCUUGGGAACCCCCCAUUACAUGGGGAAUUAUGAUACAAUCAUAUCGCUAGGUUUACAAGUGAAAUAUCAUAUCAGUCGUUACUGGGAGUUUGUUUUCUUUUUUUUUCCAUUUUUGUUGGGUGCGAAAAUUGUUUUGGGGAGUCAGAUCCUUUUAGUCAAGGAAGACGUGGCUCAAAAAUUAUAAAAGAAGCAAAUUCUAGGCAACAAGUCUCGAUCAACCGAAAGACCGUUAAUUUGAUCAAAACUAAACAGCACAUACAUGUUUAGAGGUUUGGUUACGUCAUAGAAAUGACAGCAGCACCAUUCCCUUUGAUCUUUCAGGUUUGCCGACAGAGCUCCCAAUGGAAUGAUAUACCAACGAUUCCUAUUGGUCAAAACAGGCCAAUAUUUCUACCAAUAGAGACGUUUCUUUUAAGAGAUAUAGGCAAAUAUUGACUUAAACAAGGAUUUAGAGAGGGAAAGCCAUGGCUGAUGUAAGUUUCGACUUUUCUUCAUCUUUGUUGGGUGCGAACAUUGUUUUGGGAGUCAGAUCCUUUUAGUCAAGGAAGACGUGGCUCUAAAAUUCUUUCAGACGCAAACUUUACGUCCAGGGAGACGUGGAACAAAAAUUAAUACAGAAAGAUGUUACCAGAAGUAAAUUUCAAGCAACAAGUCUCGAUCUAUCGUCAAAAUCGCUAAUUUGAUCAAAACUAAACAGCACAUACAUGUUUAGAGGUUUGGUUACGUCAUAGAAAUGACAGCAGCACCAUUCCCUUUGAUCUUUCAGGUUUGCCGACAGAGCUCCCAAUGGAAUGAUAUACCAACGAUUCCUAUUGGUCAAAACAGGCCAAUAUUUCUACCAAUAGAGACGUUUCUUUUAAGAGAUAUAGGCAAAUAUUGACUUAAACAAGGAUUUAGAGAGGGAAAGCCAUGGCUGAUGUAAGUUUCGACUUUUCUUCAUCUUUGUUGGGUGCGAACAUUGUUUUGGGAGUCAGAUCCUUUUAGUCAAGGAAGACGUGGCUCUAAAAUU
Molecule: messenger RNA, 3793 nt
Organism: Anthonomus grandis grandis
Lineage: Eukaryota; Metazoa; Arthropoda; Insecta; Coleoptera; Curculionidae
Gene: Eip78C
Product: ecdysone-induced protein 78C
Exons: 10
Coding region: 518-2170 (550 amino acids)
Biological process (GO): regulation of DNA-templated transcription
Molecular function (GO): nuclear receptor activity; zinc ion binding; sequence-specific DNA binding
Source: RefSeq, a predicted model, not a curated record